Molecule: messenger RNA, 7758 nt
Organism: Phacochoerus africanus (Common warthog)
Lineage: Eukaryota; Metazoa; Chordata; Mammalia; Artiodactyla; Suidae
Gene: PRR14L
Product: proline rich 14 like
Exons: 9
Coding region: 217-6543 (2108 amino acids)
Source: RefSeq, a predicted model, not a curated record
GGAUGAGGAAGUGCGGGGGGACCAUAGAGACGAAGAGGCGGCGGUGGCCGGAGCGCCUCCGGGCUCGCGGGGCUCCGCAGGCUCAGGUAGACUUGGAGGCGUCGGGGCUGCGGCUGCAGAGGCUGGGCUGGCGGGGCGUGCGCGGGCUGCGGAGCAGGCCUCAGGGGUGAGCCGUUUGAUGUAAAAGACUUGACUCCAUAAUCUGCAUCUGCCCUAAUGCUGUCAUCCGGAGUAGAGACUCAGCCCAUCCCGCUUGAUUCCUCCAUGUCUGCCGUGGUACAGGAAUUAUACUCUGAACUCCCAGUAAGUGUCUCCAAAGAGCUUCAUGCUGACCCUGAGCCGAGUGUGAUUCCAGAUGUAAAACUCGGAGCCUCCAGCUCUCAUGUAAGUCAGAGUAGGGCAGCGCCCUUGGAAUUGCAGAGGACCCCCACGGAACAUUGUUGUGAAGAACCCCCUGUGACCUUGGACCACGGGGGUGAGCCUGGGCGGUGUGGGCUGGUGGACUCCAGAGCAGAAGGUUCUGUGGCCUCUGGGAUAUUGGAUAGGGAAGAGAAAGCCAAGAGCCUGGAGCUAAAGGUCUUCAGAGAUGGAGGGGACCAGGCGGAUAUUGUCAGAGACCCCUGUGAGGGAGCAGAGGAAGACCCACAUCAGUGUCCCACAGCUGCCGAAGAAAAGCCCAGCCCCAGCCAGGAGGACCUCCUGAUGCAGGCGAGCCAAGAACUUUUAUGCACGGACCUCCCUGAAGGUUGUCUGAGAAGCAAAGAAGGAAAUGUACAAAUUUCAACUGGCACUCUGCUGAAAUCCACGGAAGAAGUUCAAGGUAUGAAGGUCAGUGGGCCUAAGAUGAAUAAUAGUGAAGGACACAAGAACAGCCAUGUGAGUAAAGGUCUCUCGGCUGGGUGCAGCAGCUGCCCUGAAGCAGACAAAAUCAUGACCAGUGGUGAGAUUUCUUUAGAACCUUUAAACUUUGUGGACCCUGGAUUAAUGGAAGCAACUCCUACAGAAAAAGAAUGUGAAGAAUUAAAAACCUGUCCUUCUUGGUUGCCAUUAUUACCAGGAAAUAUUGCCGUUUCCACAGUGGACCAUGGGAAGGAAGAGUUGUGUAGAUUAAAUCUUGUCUGUGAAGCAGAUGACAAUCACCAACAGAAUCUUGGCCACCAUAAUGAGAGAUACAGUUCUGUCCACGGCAGUCCCAAAACCACGAAAAGUGUGGUUAUUUUAGAACCCUUAGAAGAAAAUCCUGAAGUUUCACAUUUCACGUCAAGUUUGUCUGGUCCAGAAUCCAGAACAGAAUCUUCAGACAAGUGUGAUUUAGAAGGCAACAGCUUGCCAAAGGGAUCUGCUGAAAAGACAGACAAGUCCUGUUUUAAUGGGGAUGAUCAAAGCAAGAAUGUGGCUUCUAGAGAAGAAAAUGAACAGCCUUUGAGCCCCAGGAGUGAAAGAGAGGAACUCUUUCUUGUUAAUGCCAAGCAACUGGAAGAGGAUGCUAGCAGUCACUGUUUAGGAAGAAAAGAGACUGUUAACUUCCCCAAAGGCAAUAUCCAUGAUAACUGCUGCCCUUUAGGCAGUGUCCAUAAAGACUCCUCUAAUUCUUUAAUGCCUAAUUCUUUCACUGAGGCCACAGAAGUAAUGUCUAAAAAGAAUGAUCUUAAAAUGACUUUAGACAUUCAAGGUAGCUUGGCAAACCAUGAGGACCAAGGAGGAACUUUUAGUAACAUGAGCCAUCCAGGCACAGGCCCUGAAGAGAGCCAUUCUUCCUCCUUGAUACAGAUCGAAGAGCCAGAACACACAGCCACUGCAGAGCCCCAUGUGUUAAGAGAAAAAAUUUAUAGUAAAGACUGUCACUCCAUCAGCACCCAGAGAAACCUGGAAGGCAGCACCCAGUCAAACGAAGCAUCCCAUAAUGGAUUUCAGAUUGAAAGAAAAUCCCCUAUGAGUCUAACGCCAGAGGACCAGAUGAGUUCUACAAAUGAGGUGUCAAAACCUGAGAAAGACAUUGCUCUGUCACCGCCAUCCCUAGAAUGUGAUAACAGAUCUGAGUCAGAAAUGGCUCUACGGAACUCCCAGGACGAUAGUUCACAAUUAGAUAAACAGAGCACUGCCUGGGAGGUGAAUGAACUUCUUUGUACCAAAAUGGGAAGUGAAUGUCUUUUAAAUCAAGUGUUCCUUAAUUCUCCAAACCACACGAAGUUGCCAACUGACAAAGAGAUGCCUGUAGCAGUGAGCAAGGGCUGCCAACAGAGCCAGCAUCCUCCAUUAGAGGAUUGCGCAGAUGUCACUGCUGGUACCCAGACCAUUCCUGGAAAGACAAAAAUGAAAGACAUCUCUCCACCAGGUGACCAAACCUGUGGUACCUCUUCAAACAAUUCCACCUUAAAUGGCAUACCAGGCAGCCUGGAAAGAAAAAGCAAAACUGCUGAUUCCAGAGCUACAAAUCUAUCUUCCAGACUGCUCUCAAAUAAGAAUGAAGCAGUAGGCUUGCCUCAAGAGGGAUCUGCUGUGGAAUGUCAAAGUGCUCAAUCUCAGGCUCUCUCUAGUUGCCUUUGUGUAAGAAAGCAUGUCCCUGAGGAGAUGUGUUCUGCCUAUGUCCUGGAGUCCAGCACAGCCCUGGUGGGAGUUGAGAACUUGCUAACAACCAUGUAUGAAAAUGUAUUUCAGUAUAGUGACCACCACCCCCAAGGGAAAGAAGGCUCUGUACCCCAUAAAGUGAGCUGUACCUUGUUGGAAGGUGAACCAGAUGGGGGAGGAACCAAAGGCAGCCUUCCAGGAAGUAAGACCAGAGACGAAAUGACUGCAGGCAUGUUAAAUAGCGAAGCUUCAAACAAAACCAUCCCCACCAUCCAGCCCAGUGAGAAAGGGCUAGAAGAAAAAGAACAGGAUACACCCAAAGAGACUGUGUUUUGUAAACAUAACAUUUCUGACUGGGCCAUACAAGAACCAAACCAACCUGCAAACAUUCCAAGUCCUGAAAAAUUGUUGGACCAGUUUCCUACUCUUACGUUCUCCAAUGUUAAAAUCAUGAACCCAACAGCUGACACUCUUGAGCAGAAGGCAGAUGGAGCCCUCGACUGCCAGAGCAAUCCACACAGACCAGAUGAAUGCAAAGGUGAGGACAGCCCAGCUAGGGAAACCCUAGGUCGUGACCAGAGAGAGGCGGUCACAGAGUCUAACAGAGAGGGGAGCCACCCCCAGAAGGAUCUUCCAGUCAGUCCCGGAAGUAACAGCUGCGUGUCUGGUGGAAUCGCAAAGAAAGGGGCCUUAAAAAGGAUUCCUGGUUGUGAGGUGUCCACAGAUGGUAUGGUGGACGUGUUCCCCCCAGGCUGUAGUAACAAGCCCCCAGAAGGCAUUCUGGAUGCCACAGCUUCUAGCACACUUACUGGUGGUGCCAGGCAAGAUGGACCGAUGUCAUGUGAGCCUUCAAGGAGCCCAUUGCCCCAGACAGGAGAGCCAACCACCAUGGUUAUGGAAAUGAUCAACCAGGAUUCAGAUCACCAGGAGGCCACUUCCUCUACAGCAGAAUCUUUCAAAGCUGAAAAAUCAUGUGAAGAGAAAGUAUGCAGAUCAUUAAAAGAUUGUGAACUAGAAGUAUGUCCAGACUCUUGUGACCAUGAGAUGGAGUCUGUUGCGGAUCAUGAACCAAAUGUAAGGAUGUUGAGGGGAGUAAAUGUGUCUUUAAAUUAUACUCAUGGUGAACAGCAAGUUAAAGAAGCAUCUCUGACAGAAACACAAGGAAUGAUCGAAGGAUCAAGACUAGAAAUAAAUGCUGAGUGUGGCAAGGAAAAUGCCACUGGACUUUGCUCAGAAGAGCUGAUACCUUCUCAUUGUCGAGAUGAGAACUCUGUUCCCCUGGGAAGCCUGAAAUUCACCAAGAUAAUAAUGCCUUUGCAUCUGUCGUCGUUUCAAGAAAAACAAACUUUUAUGCAUGGUGAAGAAACUGACUCGAAAAACCUUUUUAAACCAAAAGAUGGUGAGAUGCUUUGUGAAAAGGUCAAGGAUUACACAGUCCUGCAUGAGAUGAAGGAAGGGGCACCUGGGGACAGGAGUAAUCCGGGCAACCCAGCCAUCAGUGUGAAAGGUCUGCCUUUGACAGUGGAAACAGAAGUGGAAGUGAAAGGAGAGGACACUGGACACCAGAGGGGACCAUGGGGUCACUUACCUGUGGAGGAGGAGUCAGUUAUCAGACAGAGUGGUCAUGGGGAAGAUGGGCGUGAGGUUUCUCAGCCCCACCUCACGUCCCUGGGGAUGCCAGGGGAUACCCAGGAACAGCAAAGCCAGGAGGCUCUGGACUACAGGGAAGAGGAGCAGAUGCAUCAGGAAAAAGCACACCCCACAUUGGAAUUGUGCACGGCAGCUAACGCAUUGUCACAUGAGGUGCCAAGGAAGAGCCAACCCGAGGGCUGUGGAGAUGAGCCCUCCACCCUGAGAGAAGUAGCCCUGGCAGAGCCAGCCACAGGCAAUACCACUGCUAGGCUUUGGAAGUCCAGAGACCUGAUGGAGGAAAGCUUGUGUCAUCCAUUCAAAAAGGAUGUGGAGUCGUGCACAGGUCCUUGCCUCCGUGGUAUCCCCCUGAAAGCACAUGACCCCACCUCUACUGGGUGCCAGGGACUGCAAGGUGCCUUUGGGGAUACUUCACGUCGGAAGGGAGCACUGCCAGUGAAGAAGCAGCCCCACCGGACAUGCAAGAAAAUUUCCUAUCGGGAGCAAGUCAGUGUGGGGAGGAAAAUAAGUAAAAUCAGAAGUUCUGCCUUUUUAAAGAGCUCCUCUGAAACGAUCCCCACAAAAGCACACAGAUCUCUCAGUUCCUGCACAACACCUGUGCCCACGCCACCUGGACCUGAAACAGCCCCUGCCAGGAGCCUCGUUAGCCCCAUACCAAAGCCGAUGGCCCCUCCGGACCAGUCCCCGGGGGCCCUGAAUGUCAGGAAACCAACCAAAGAAUCAGCCUUACUCAGCAAGCUCUCUGUCCUUGCCUCCAGGCUGGCCCCGGCCACGGGGACCCAGAGGCCCAGGUCUCAGUGGUGUUCCUCAGACCUUCUCCCAGUGGCCAAAAGCUACAAGCGGCUCAGAUAUAAAAGGCUCCUGGAUGGGUUUUCCCACAGCACCACACAGCUGAGUCCAUGCUUGGCAGUUAGUGGUUGGGACAAGAGGCCUAACAGUACACCCUUGACACUUUACUCGCUGGAAGCCAUCAAAAUGAGCUUCAUUGAUUUGAGCGACAAGAUGCCAACGUUGUUGUUUGGUUCCGAAAUCUUCCCAGUGUCCUUUCACGUGAAGCCAGGCUCCCAGCAUGGGACGGAGCCCCCAAGGGCUUUUCCUGAGCACUGUGCACCCGCCAGGCUCACCUUAGGAGAGGCCCCCAGUUGCCCACCUCAACCCCCCAAGUGGACCUUCUCUUUCUUCCUGGCCCAUGGUUGCCCCGGGGUGGCCACGUUCAAGGAAGAUACCGGGCUGCACAGCCAGGCAGGCGCCCAGCCUCCAGCUCCUCUCCAAGACCACAGAGCCACUGCCAUCGUCCAGACCAGAGGAGGCUGCUCUAUCCUUGGCCUUCACACACUCCUAGCACUUUGUUCCCCUGGAUGUUAUCGGAUCUGGACCAAAAAACGUAGCUGCUCCAGCCACAUGCCCACCAUGCAGAGGCUCUUCAUGACCCAGUUUACCCAGGGCUUGAAGGGGCUGCGGUCUCCAGCCUCCAUAGCAGACAAGGUCUUCUGUUCUCUGCCCUACUCGGUGGGCCGAGUGCUGUCCCUGUGGAGCCAGCAUGGGCCUUCUGCCUACCCCUUGGAGGUCUCUGUGCUUCAUCCCACUCACAGCAAGCUGCAGCCCUCUCUGGGCACCACAAGCAGCCACACCAUGUUACCGUACGUGCCUCUUCCGGGCCUGGAAGCUGCUUACAGCACCGGCAGCAGUCACAUGAGGCUAGAGCCUCCAUUCCCUGCCUUGGUACCAAAGUCUUGCUUGGUAACAGACCCAGCUGUCAGCCAGCUCCUGCUUUCAGCCUCCGAGUUCCCCGUUCCCGGAUUUGAUGAGCUGGAUGGUGUGACACCAUCGUGCCCCCGACCCCAGAGCAGCCCUCCAGAACAGAAAGAGGCUGAGCCAGAGAAGAGGCCAAAGAAAGUCUCACAGAUUCGCAUCCGGAAAACUAUACCCAAGCCAGACCCUAACCUUACCCCCAUGGGCCUUCCUCGACCCAAAAGGUUAAAGAAAAAGGAGUUUAGUUUAGAAGAAAUAUAUACCAACAAGAAUUAUAAAUCUCCUCCUGCAAACAGGUGUUUAGAGACCAUCUUUGAGGAACCUAAGGAACGGAAUGGAACGCUCAUCUCAAUCAGCCAACAGAAGAGGAAGCGAGUUCUGGAAUUCCAGGAUUUCACAGUCCCACGGAAGAGGCGGGCUCGUGGUAAGGUCAAGGUGGCAGGCAGCUUUACCCGGGCCCAGAAGGCGGCGCUGCAGAGUCGAGAGCUGGAUGCUCUUCUGCUGCAGAAACUAAUGGAACUGGAGACCUUCUUUGCCAAGGAAGAGGAGCAGGAGCAAUCGUCUGGUUGUUGAGAAGCUCUUCAGAUUGGGGGUUUGAUUUUAGACUUUCCAGGCCUCCUUGGAAGAGGUUGCCUAACUUUGCCCUACCGCCCAAACCACUCAAAAUGCAGUCUAUGGGUUUUUACCUAUUUCAAGGUGCAGCCUUUUUAGGAACUGGUGAAGGAGGGUCCUCUAACUUGUACUGCUGAGAAUAGAACCUCAGGAAUGCUCCCUUUCUCCUGGAAAUGGUCCUGAAUGAUGUCGGCCUUUUCCCCCCACUCUGCCAUCCACGGAGGAGGACACAACGUCCCUUCAGUAACACUAGGAUUCCAAGGACUCACAACAUUUGCACGUCCAUGUGAAAGUUCCACGUUUACAGUGGUGCUAGACCAAGAUUAUUUAGACGUCGUGGCCUAGGGAGUGGACCUGGCAAGCUGUCCUGCGUGGUCUCACCAGCUCAUUUCAGUGGUUGAGGAAAGAUGAGCUGUUGUGUUUUCUAAUCCUUUGAGUCUGUCUGUCCAGAAACAGGUGUGCGUGUGUGCGUGUGUGUGUGUGGCUUCUUCCCAUCAUUUCCUCCCCUCUGUGACUGGGUCACUAGUGCCAGAGGAGCCCGUCCAGGCCCCAUUCAAAGUAAGUUGCACUUUUUAAUGUUGUGGUGUUAUUUUCAUUUUUAAUUUCCUUUUUUUUUUAAUUGCUGCAUGUUUGGAGCCUUUAAAUGUGAUUUUAAAACAAUAUUUUUAAGACAUUAAGGAGAAAGACAAUACAUGUCUUCAGAACCCACAAUAGGCAUUUACUCCAGCAUGUCUGUGUGUGCUGUGGGACGGCCAAGAGCCACUUUCCCAGUCCUGCCUUCAAGUGGCUCCCUCCCCACCUCUGACCCCUAGUGUGACUCAUUAGAUGGAGCCCUUUUCUCAUCUGGGUUCUCUUCCUAGCCCACUAAGUAGGUGUAUUUAUUUUAAUGAUGGAAGUAAGAGCAGGUUUCUCUCCCAGUCAUUUAAAAAGUACAAAGGUGGGGUGUGGUCUUAAUGGGUUUUAUCUGUAGUGGUGGCCCUUGACAGAGGUGGGCAUAACAGCCCUGGUGGUAAUGGAGGUGGACCCAGAGCAUUCGCAGCUGCCAGAGCAGCCUGUUCCAGUGUGGGGGUGGGGGGACGCUGGGCCAGGGUUCUGGCCCAGCAAUGUGUUCUUUUUUUUUUUUUUUGUCUUUUUGCCAUUUUUCUUGGGCCGUUCCCACGGCAUAUGGAGGUUUCC